Messenger RNA from Paramacrobiotus metropolitanus, 1535 nucleotides. RefSeq names its product ankyrin repeat domain-containing protein 16-like. The transcript is spliced from 5 exons. The coding region runs from base 387 to 1115 and encodes 242 amino acids. Lineage: Eukaryota; Metazoa; Tardigrada; Eutardigrada; Parachela; Macrobiotidae. The record is from RefSeq and is a predicted model, not a curated record. Gene Ontology annotation, molecular function: protein binding.
CAGAUCGUUUCAGUAAAAUUAUAAACCUGAAUAACAAACCUGCGCGUACAAGAUUUACCAAAUUUUCUUUUAUAAAUCAGCGGCUUUGCGAGUGUAAGUAAGCUGCAUGCAGCGUUUGCAGACAAGACUUCCGGUAGAAGUACUUACUACUUACUCGUACUGAUGCUGUUCAAAUGAAUUCGCUUUUGAUCCUUCCGACCCGCCAUAUCACAACUUGCGCACGUGGAAAACGCAUGACUCACGCACCAUAUUGCACGACAAAUCAUCACACCAUUCAUAGGGCAUCUGCAAAACGUUUCCAUUCGACAUUGGAACUCUUCCAUGCGUUCAAAAUUUUUCAGAUCUGCGUUCUUGAUUGAAGCGUGUUUUACAGUUCUUAGAUAAGAAUGGCGUCCGAAACGUAUAUGCGCGUGCUGGCUCGUUUCGUAGUGACCGGGAAUGUUGGGAAAGUGUGGGAAAAGCUGACGGAAAUCGAAGAACUAAACGAAACCAAGCAAAUCCCGUGGCCGGAGCUCAUUAAUCAGCCAUCGAAGGAAUCUCUAGCAGUCAUCGCUAGCCGCUAUGGACAGGUGGGAAUUUUGAAAAUGCUCCAGAUGAAAGGCGCUCCGUCGCUGUAUUACGAAAUCGGGAAUCUGGAUGGCAAGCGACCGUUGCAUGAGGCUGUGGAAAAUGGACAGAGCGAGUGUGUGGAAUUCCUGGUUGAAACUAUCGGAGUUUGCGUGAACUCACUGAAGAGAGCUGACUGGACACCGCUCAUGCUGGCGUGUUCGAAAGCCAAUCCAGAUUUGGUGCGCUAUCUGAUCCACCACGAUGCGGAUGUGAAUUUCCGCAAUAAAGAUGGUUGGAACGCAUUCCACUUGGCGUGCAGAGAAGGCAACUUGGAGAUCGUGAAAAUGUUGUAUAAGGCCGGAAAUGACUCGUCCCUUAUCGUCAGCAACAAUGGCCGAAGUCCGUUGCAUACUGCCGCUCUUCAUGGUCACAGCACCAUAGUUCGUUUUUUGUUGGAAGAAUGCGGCUACAAUCCAAAAGCGUGCGACGCGUCGGGCAACACCCCGCAGAUGGAUGCUAAUCUUGCCGGUCAUCCGGAUAUUGCUCAGCUUUUAGAAAGUCACUGACUUUCCUUCCCCAACCCUGACAGGACGUUUCUCAUUUUGUUAUUCGUGAUCGCUUUGACCAAAGGAAUCUUUUUAUAACAUAUUUAUUUUGGUUGCGCCACAACCGCAAAAAAAAUGGAGCAAUGCUUAUAACUAUCGUCUAAGCACUGUAUGCAUCAAUUAUUAUUGGAAAGAAAGCCAAAAUCGUCGACUUGUUUUGCUGCACAUUUAGUGCGAAUCUGAUCGAUACCUUGCUUUAUGGAAUCCGGGGUCCUUCUUAAUUAAUUUACAAUUAAUCUUUAGAAGACUGUCGCCGCACUUAUUUCAGUGCCCUUUUACCGUUUUAUUUGUUUCCUUUGUUUGGAUGCUUCGAUGCAGAUAGUUAAGUAAAAAUACAGUGGCUGCCUGUUAAAAAGAGAGAUAAACUGAAGAUGAAAUGAA